Molecule: messenger RNA, 792 nt
Organism: Coregonus clupeaformis (lake whitefish)
Lineage: Eukaryota; Metazoa; Chordata; Actinopteri; Salmoniformes; Salmonidae
Product: cystatin-like protein
Exons: 4
Coding region: 13-534 (173 amino acids)
Source: RefSeq, a predicted model, not a curated record
UCCAGGGUUGAGAUGAAGAUGAGUGGCCUCCUGAGGGUCCUAUUGGUCACAUCAGCAACCUUGCUGUUUACAGCUAAGGGACAGAGCGACUAUGAUAUGUUGAGGGAGGUUGAGAAGAAAUAUGUUGACAUGGCUAUUACAUAUGCAAAUAAGAAUAACGAGCUUCAGAAAAACGAUCCAAAAGAACACCUCAAUUUCUUCAGAAUUGCGGGAAAAUCUGUGAUCAAAGCUAAGGACGUUAAAAUCAACUUGUACUUGAAAGCAACAAACUGCCUUAAGGCCAGAAGUAACAGUGAACAUAAACAUCGAAAUGAAUGUGGAUUUAAAUCCGGAAGGCCCUAUAUAAUCUGUGUUGUUUGCAACAAAAACAUCAGCAGCACUGACGCCCACAUUGACUGUGUUCGCUACAAGGAUGUGAAGGAGCUUGCCAUCCAACACGAGAAAUGUUCACCUCUGAUGCAUCGUGGAGGGGCUACAAUUUUAGCCUCAACCAAUGAAGAAGACCUUCAGACUGGAUGCCUUGGAUGUUUCUGAUAACUAAUGAAAGCCAUUGUCCAGCACUGAUGUUCAGAGGCAGUCCUUAUAGGCGAGUGUUCCCUGAGCUGACUAGGUGAAAGUUGUGUUGAUGUGCCCUUAAAGGUCUACCUGAAUCAUUGUAACCAGAGUAUAUACUUCAAAACAAUCAUGGUGAGGGAGUGGGAUUACUAGAAUGGUGCCUGUGAACUAACAGUUAUGUGUGGUUUGUUGCAAAGCAGAGUCAAAUCUCCUAAUAAACUAAGAACACAAAGUCAA